AUAUAUACAUACACACACAAACAUACAUAUAUACAUACACACACACACACACGCACAUACAUAUAUACAUACACACAUAUAAAAACUUGCUGACACCCCAUAGGGACUGGUAUUCAGUGGAUCCCCUAAUCAUUUUUAACGAGUUUUUCUUUUGGCAUGCUACUGACAACUAAAGCAGAGCUUUAUUCUAUUUCCUUCUUGUGUCUCUCUCACCCCCCACUUCCAAGGUCCACCUGUCUUAUGUUUACCCCAAUGACUACACGCGACUAACACACAUGGAGACCAACAAUAAAUGCCUGUACAGUGAAGACCCCCACUAUCUAGAAGGGCUUGGGUUUCUGAAUUACAUGAAGAUGGACUCUCCAGAAAAUGGGAGCGCUGAACAACGAGACAACGAACAAGAAAGCGAGAAUUAUGAAUCGACAUCCUCAAUCAUCUAUGACCCAGUUGUAAACUGGGCACAGACGAUCAAUGUGAGUAACAUGGACUUCAGCGCGUUCCGCAAGGAUUCCAUCGACCUGAAAUGCAACGUCUCUGGAAAUCUGCAGAUGAGUUCCAGAGUGGCAUUGCCUAUCGUGCAGGCCUUCAUGCAUCAGCUCAAUCAGGAGAACUUGGGACACUUCACCCUGUUGCAAGUCGUCAACGUAGAACAGCGAAUCGACAAUCUCCAUGGUAGCCGCUAUCUCCUGGAGCUGGUGGUGCAGGACCGGCAUGGGACCAAGUUUCGUAUCUCCCAAUAUGUUUACGAGCCACACAGCCAGAUCAGGGUAGACCAGUCUGACAGGAAUGGGGCGCUGCUGUGCUACCCUGAGGGGGUGGAGUGGAAUCCCUCAGCUACUGUCCACAUCAUACUGCCUG
Paramormyrops kingsleyae is the source of this 858-nucleotide messenger RNA. The record is from RefSeq and is a predicted model, not a curated record. NCBI's taxonomy places the organism in Eukaryota, Metazoa, Chordata, Actinopteri, Osteoglossiformes, Mormyridae.